Messenger RNA from Juglans microcarpa x Juglans regia, 2049 nucleotides. RefSeq names its product L-ascorbate oxidase-like. The transcript has 5 exons. The coding region runs from base 122 to 1882 and encodes 586 amino acids. Gene Ontology annotation, cellular component: plasmodesma; extracellular region. NCBI's taxonomy places the organism in Eukaryota, Viridiplantae, Streptophyta, Magnoliopsida, Fagales, Juglandaceae. Gene Ontology annotation, molecular function: copper ion binding; oxidoreductase activity. The record is from RefSeq and is a predicted model, not a curated record.
ACCAUUAUAAAACCUUCACUACCCAACACCCCAACACAGUUCAACUUCAUUAGCCUCUACAUUUCUUAAAGGCUUUGUAGGCCCUCUUUUUUGCACUUUCCUCUGUUCUGUUUAGGAGAACAUGGUGCCAACAGAUGGUUCCAUGGUUCGCCCAAUUUCAAGGGGUCUUACUCUUAGGGCCUUCAUUAUUUGGUGCAUUUUAUUACCGUUUAUUGGAAUAUCUUCAGGUGCCAAGACCAGGCACUUUAAAUGGGAAGUAGAGUAUAUGUAUUGGUCUCCUGAUUGCAUCGAGCAUGUCGUGAUGGGGAUCAAUGGCCAGUUUCCCGGCCCGACCAUCCGAGCAAAAGCAGGAGACACAGUUGUUGUUGAACUCACUAACAAGCUCUCCACUGAGGGAGUUGUCAUUCACUGGCAUGGAAUCCGACAGUUGGGCACACCAUGGGCAGAUGGAACUGCUUUCAUUUCCCAGUGUGCUAUCAACUCUGGGGAGACCUUUCAUUAUAGGUUCAAAGUUGAUAGGGCAGGAACAUACUUUUACCAUGGCCACUUGGGCAUGCAGAGAUCGGCAGGGUUGUAUGGGUCUCUGAUAGUGGACGUUGCAGAAGGAGAGAAAGAGCCAUUCCAUUACGAUGGUGAGUUCAACCUAUUGUUGAGCGACUGGUGGCACAAAAGUGUUCACGAGCAAGAGGUUGGCCUCUCCUCCAACCCAUUUCGUUGGAUCGGUGAACCUCAGAGCUUACUGAUCAACGGAAGAGGACAGUACAACUGUUCCCUGGCAGCUCAAUAUAGCAACACCACCUCCAGCCAGUGCAAAUUUAGGGGAAGCGAACAAUGCGCACCUCAGAUCCUACAUGUGCGUCCCAAUAAGACUUACAGGCUGAGGGUUGCCAGCUCCACGGCACUUGCUUCACUCAACCUGGCCAUUGGGAAUCACAAAAUGGUGGUGGUAGAAGCUGACGGGAAUUAUCUUCAACCAUUUGCGGUCAAUGACUUGGACAUAUACUCUGGUGAAAGCUACUCAGUCCUAAUAACUACAGACCAAGAUCCUUCCAAGAACUACUGGCUUUCUAUAGGUGUAAGAGGAAGGCUUCCAGCGACCCCUCCUGGCCUUACCAUCCUAAAUUACCAACCAAUUUCUGCGUCAAAGUUCCCCACUUCUCCACCUCCCGUGACUCCUCGAUGGAAUGAUUAUGACCAUAGCAAGACGUUCUCUAAGAGUAUCUUUGCUCUCAUGGGGUCCCCAAAACCUCCGAAGAAUUACAACCGUCGGAUCACCCUCCUCAACACCCAAAAUAAAAUUGAUGGGUUUACCAAGUGGGCUAUCAAUAAUGUCUCUUUAGCAUUACCGCCUACUCCUUAUCUGGGCUCCAUAAAAUAUGGUCUACGAAAUGCUUUCGAUCAAAAGAGUCCACCUGAGAACUUCCCCGAUAACUAUGACGUGAUGAGACCUCCGAUAAACCCUAACUCAACUACUGGCAGUGGAGUUUACAUGUUUGGCUUGAAUACUACGGUAGAUGUGAUACUUCAAAAUGCCAAUGCGCUAGACGAUAGUGUUAGCGAAAUACACCCUUGGCACUUGCAUGGUCAUGAUUUUUGGGUGUUGGGAUAUGGAGAAGGGAAGUUCUCGGCCAAGGAUGAGAAGAAACUCAACUUCAAAAAUCCGCCUUUGAGGAAUACUGCAGUCAUAUUCCCAUAUGGAUGGACAGCUUUAAGGUAUGUGGCAGAUAAUCCAGGAGUGUGGGCCUUCCAUUGCCACAUCGAGCCUCAUUUGCAUAUGGGUAUGGGCGUGGUCUUUGCCGAAGGUGUUCAUCAUGUGAAAAGCAUACCUAACGAGGCUCUUACCUGUGGUCUAACUGCGAAAUUUUUGAACAAGAAAGGCUGAUUCCACCUAACUUUAGUCCCUCUAGGAGAGAUGAUCCAAGAGAUCAUGAAUCAGUGUUAUUAUCGUUGUUCUGAUCCUUCUUAUGCAGUAAGUUAUUCUUCCCAUAUCAAUAAUGUGGUUGAUCGGUAAUUUUCCUAGUAUAUGCCAGGCCAGGGAUGUUCAACAUA